Acanthocheilonema viteae is the source of this 1242-nucleotide messenger RNA. The record is from the annotation of a GenBank genome assembly. NCBI's taxonomy places the organism in Eukaryota, Metazoa, Nematoda, Chromadorea, Rhabditida, Onchocercidae.
AUGCUGACGGACUAUUCCGAGAAUAGACGACCCUUUUAUCUGAGAGAAUCGUUUCCGUGGACAGUUGAAUAUGCUAACAAACGUAAUUACGCUGAAGAGCUUCUUCAUAUCUGUGAUCAAUCCGAAAUCCAGAGCUGGAAAAAAGUGGGGAACGCGCUCGAUGUAUCGGAAGCGAGGAAAAUUGCGGAGGGAGUGUAUUCCGACGUUUUUAUUGGCGAGUAUAAGAGGACGACGGCCAUACUGAAGUUGAUCCCAAUUGGUGCUGAGGGACAGAUCGAAAGAUUAUAUGAAAAUUCGUUCCGCGAAGCAGCUGCGAAAGUAGUCGUUCUGAAAGAACUUACGGGACUCAGUGAAGUUGGUGAAGGACAUUCUACGGAAGGAUUUAUUCAGCUCAAUGGAGCGAUGGUUUUAAAAGGACAUUAUCCGUUGUCGAUGAUUUAUGCAUGGAGAGUGUAUAAACAAAGCAUGAGCUCCUACAAAUUAAAUCCAACUCUCUUUUCUCCCAAGCAAAAUUAUCUGCUUCUCGCCGUCGAGUAUGGUGGAAUAACUCUGAGAGAAUAUGAGAUUGCUAACAUACCUCAGGCGUACAGCAUCGUUUAUCAGUUGUUCGCAGCCAUUGCUGUUGCAGAAUUUCGACUUUCAUAUGAACAUCGUAGCCUGAACGUCAAAAAUGUUUUGAUUAAUUGCUGUGACCCUAAUGAUACAAUUAGAACCACGUUCGCCGGUUCUGAAAUCUACAUACAUACACAUGGUGUCAAAGUCAAAAUUAUAAGUCCUUCUUUCUGCAGAAUGACCAAAGAUGUGUCUUCGAUCUAUUUCGAUUGGGAAUCGAAUGAAGAAUUUUUCAUGGGUGAAAACAAUUUAGAAGAGAUUGCCUUUCAAACAAUGCGCAUGAUAAAUAAAAACAGUUGGCGACCAUUUUGCCCUACAUCAAACGUUCUCUGGCUGUCAUACAUCAUUGAUUACAUGCAUGAUCGACUGACGCAAUUGCAAGUCGACAGCCCGGAAAAUCGUGAUGAAUUUCUUGGUCAUUUUAAAUGCUUGCAUUUAUAUGAUAGUGCUUGGAAAUGGACUGCCGCUCAUAUUGAUAAUCAUAUGAAGAAGGAAAUCAUUGAGAGGUUAUUGAAGCAAAGUUCGGUACUAUAUCAGUCUUCUACGGAUACUCAACUUUCUACAAGUUUUUCUGCAUUCAAUAAAGAGGCACAAUCCCUCGACGAUCCAAAAUUUGCACCAUUUACAUGA